Nerophis lumbriciformis (worm pipefish) is the source of this 1317-nucleotide messenger RNA. The record is from RefSeq and is a predicted model, not a curated record. Lineage: Eukaryota; Metazoa; Chordata; Actinopteri; Syngnathiformes; Syngnathidae.
AUGAAGAAGCUUUUCGAUGACAUCAAGAAGGAUAUUAAAUUUAAAUCGGCGGGCCCUGGGAAGAAGCUAACGGAAGAUACCAGAGGUGCACCUGAGAGAGGGCAGAAGAGCUCUGGCAGCAAGCAGCAUCAGCGCGAAGCUCCUAGCGAGGGUUCCCAACGGGCAGGUGCGGCAGCUCUGGCCAGAGUCGAACAGCAACAGAGGCCAAAGGCCCACACGUCCCAGGAUGCCAUCAGGAACCAGGUAAAACGAGAAUUGGAAGCUGAGGCUGCUGCGUUGGCCGGAAAAGAAAAGGCAGCGACGGCAGAGGGAACCAGCAUCGCUGAGAAAGACCGUCUCUCAGUGUCCGGUGUGUAUUUCACCUGCCCGCUAACGGGAGCCACUCUAACCAAGAGCGAGCGGGAUGUCCACAUCAAGGAGGCUAUUUUGAUGCGGUUUGAGGAAGAUAGUUUAGAGGCAUCCGUCAUGAUGAUUCACACAUUUAACAAAGAUAAAGAGAAGGUGAAGGCGGCUGUGGACAUCAUAAGCAAAUAUGUUGAAAAUAUUUGUAAGAAUCCUUCAGAGGAAAAAUACAGGAAGCUUAAAAUCAGUAACAAGGUCUUUCAGGAAAAAGUGCGUUGUGUGGAGGGAAGUCGAGAGUUCUUAGAGGCCCUAGGCUUCAUUAGCACAAUGCUUCCUGUCGAUGGUCAAGAGGAGGAAGAAGAGUUUCUGGUGUUGCCCGAGCAAAGUCCCGACGCCCUGGAGCUGAUGAAGGAGCGGAGGGACCGGCUGCAGCGCGGUGAGCCUGUCCGAGCGCAACUGGACCGGCAGGCUCAAGCCUUCAGGGCGUCGGACAACGCCACUCGCUUCGAGCUGCCGCCAGAGUUCUACAACCUGAGCGCAGAGGAACUCAAGAGGGAACAACAGCAGAAGAGUGACUUGGUGGAAAAGAACUCGAUGCUUCGUACCAAAGCUAUGAGGGAGCGAGAUGAGCAAAGGGAGAGGAGAAAAUACAACUACACUCUGCUCCGUGUUCGGCUUCCUGAUGGAAACCUCCUCCAGGGGACCUUCUACGCCUGGGACCGACUUCCCGUGCUGUUCAGCUUUGUGAGAGACUCACUGGUGGACGGCUGGCAGCCAUUUGAGCUCAUUGCACCUGGUGGUCAAAAGCUGCAGGAGACCGAGGAUGUGGCUUUAGCUGAGUGUAACCUGGUCCCCGCAGCUCUUCUCUCAUUCGCCUGGGAUGCCGCCGUGCAGGCUGACAUUGCUGCAGCGGGCAGUAAAAGCUCAACUCUGCUCAAACCAGAGCUGCUAGAGACUAUUCGCAAUCUGAACUGA